Aspergillus saccharolyticus JOP 1030-1 is the source of this 1395-nucleotide messenger RNA. RefSeq names its product male sterility domain-containing protein. The coding region runs from base 1 to 1395 and encodes 464 amino acids. Gene Ontology annotation, biological process: long-chain fatty-acyl-CoA metabolic process. The transcript has 3 exons. Gene Ontology annotation, cellular component: peroxisome. The record is from RefSeq and is a predicted model, not a curated record. Gene Ontology annotation, molecular function: alcohol-forming very long-chain fatty acyl-CoA reductase (NADP+) activity. Lineage: Eukaryota; Fungi; Ascomycota; Eurotiomycetes; Eurotiales; Aspergillaceae.
AUGUGGGAAGCCUUUUCAAAGAAAGUGAUUGUAAUUACUGGCGGGUCAGGCUUUCUGGGGACUGUCCUUGCCCAUCGCAUCGUGUCGUCCACCAAUGCCGCCCGUGUGUAUGUGAUCUCAAGAUCAGACACGCAACAUGUCCACCGCAAAUGGGAAGAGAGACUGGCACUCUUCGGCCUCGAAGCCCUCGCGCACGACAAGAUAACCAUAAUCCAAGGAAACACCCAGCUCCCCAACAUGGGCAUGGCCGAGGAAGACGUUAUCCACCUCCAAAGAACAGCCAACUUCAUCAUCCACGCCGCCUCCUCCAUCAACCUCAAAAAGCCACUCCCAGCCCUAACCGACCCCGUCAUCCGCGCCAGCCUCCACGUCGCCGACUUCGCCCUGGGCUGCGCGAACCUCAUCCAGCUCGCCUUUGUCUCCACAGCCUACGUCAACGCCUUCCUCUACUGGACCCCUGCUGCCCACAAAGAACCAUCAUCAAUUGAAGAACGCAUCUACCCGCUCUCCGAGGGGGACCCCGCCCGCCCCGCCAUCACCGAAUGGCACGAAGUCGAGCAGCAUGGCUCGAGCUGGGAGUACAAAGCACACGCGUUCCCAGCCGCCUACACCUACGCGAAGCACCUGACCGAGCGUCUCCUGCUCGAGCGCUUCCGUCUCGCUGACGUCGCGCACAAACUCCUCAUCAUGCGGCCAUCGAGCAUCGGGCCCGCGCAGGGCUAUCCCUGUCCGGGGUUCAGUUUCGCGGAGUCGGCGCCGGUCGUCGCCGCAGCGGCCGCGCUACUGCUCGCGCCGUUCCAGACCGUCACGAUCCCGAGCUCGCUGGACCACCCGGAUGAGGAGAGCCUGUGCGAUGAGGUGCCGGUGGAUGUCGUCGCGGAGCGGAUCCUGGCGCAUCUUGCGUGUGGCACGGCGGGGAUCGUGCAUGCGGUGGCGGGGGAGGCGGGGCAGAUGUGUCUUGGGCGGUUCUGGGCGGAGGUGCACGCUUGUGAUCGCAUGCCCUGGCAGAAGAGAGUGAGGUAUGUUCCGGAGGGGACGCCGGAGGAUGCGCUGCAUCCUAUCGCACGGGUGUACAAUGGUCUCGGCAUGGCUCGGCUCGCUUUUGCGGAUGAGCGCACGGUGCAGCUCGAGAGGCGGCUGAGGGAAGCAGGGCUCUCGACCUCCUCGCUGUUUCUGCAGAACAGGGAUCAGUAUCAUCAGUUAGCGGGGCGGGCGGUUGCGGUGGAAGCAGGUAUGCGGCUUGUUGCACACCAUAGCCGCUUGCUCACGUUGAUGUACUGGGUUUUCUACGCGAGGGCGGGAUGGAGUCACUUUAUGACUAUCCACGGAUCCGAGGAGCCGAGUGCCGGAAUGAUAGGAGACCCGAGUGAGAAGCGCUACUGCUUCUAUGUGUAG